Chinchilla lanigera (long-tailed chinchilla) is the source of this 1868-nucleotide messenger RNA. RefSeq names its product G protein-coupled receptor kinase 7 (gene Grk7). NCBI's taxonomy places the organism in Eukaryota, Metazoa, Chordata, Mammalia, Rodentia, Chinchillidae. The record is from RefSeq and is a predicted model, not a curated record. Gene Ontology annotation, cellular component: cytoplasm. Gene Ontology annotation, biological process: protein phosphorylation; regulation of signal transduction; signal transduction. Gene Ontology annotation, molecular function: rhodopsin kinase activity; ATP binding.
CCUACAGCAUACAGAGACACACAGAAACUGGAAGUAGCUGGAGUGAACAUACCCCUGGGCAGAAACCACUGACCAACCAUGCCCACAGGAGAGCCUGCCGCAGGGCACCCGCACCCCUUCCUCAGCCCGGUGCUGCUCACCCGGUGCCAGGCGGCCGCCACCGAGGAGGAGCGCGUGGCCCUGGUGGCCCCGGCCAAGGCGGAGGCCUUGGCCUUCUUGCAGGACCAGCCCUUCAGGGACUUCCUGGCCAGCCCGUUCUACGAUAGAUUCCUGCAGUGGAAGCUCUUUGAGAUGCAGCCGGUGUCCGACAAGUACUUCACGGAGUUCCGAGUGCUGGGGAAAGGCGGUUUUGGGGAGGUGUGUGCCGUCCAGGUGAAAAACACGGGUAAGAUGUAUGCCUGUAAGAAGCUGGACAAGAAGCGGCUGAAGAAGAAAAACGGGGAGCAAAUGGCCCUCCUGGAAAAGGAGAUCUUAGAGAAGGUGAACAGCCCUUUCAUCGUCUCGCUGGCCUACGCCUUCCAGAACAAGUCCCAUCUCUGCCUGGUCAUGAGCCUGAUGAAUGGGGGCGACCUCAAGUUCCACAUCUACAGCGUGGGCGCCCAGGGCCUGGCCAUGAGCCGGGUGGUCUUCUACUCGGCCCAGAUGGCCUGUGCGCUGCUGCACCUCCACGGCCUGGGCAUCGUCUACCGGGACCUGAAGCCUGAGAACGUGCUGCUCGAUGACCUGGGCAACUGCAGGCUGUCUGACAUGGGGCUGGCCGUGCAGGUCCGGGAUGGCAAGCCUGUCACCCAGAGGGCUGGAACCAGUGGUUACAUGGCUCCGGAAAUCCUCAUGGACAAGGCGAGCUACUCCUUCCCUGUGGACUGGUUUGCAAUGGGCUGCAGCAUUUACGAAAUGGUGGCUGGACGGACACCGUUCCGAGAUUACAAGGAAAAGGUCAGUAAAGAGGAUCUAAAGCAAAGAACCCUGACAGAGGAGCCCCUGUUCCAACAUGAGAACUUCACAGAGGACGCAAAAGACAUCUGCAGGCUCUUCCUGGCGAAGAAACCGGAGCAGCGGUUAGGAAGCAGGAAAGACUCUGAUGAUCCCCGGAAACAUGCUUUCUUCCAAACCAUCAACUUCCCUCGUCUGGAGGCUGGCCUCGUGGAACCCCCGUUUGUACCAGACCCUUCUGUGGUUUAUGCCAAAGACAUUGAUGAAAUUGAAGAUUUCUCCGAGGUGCGGGGCGUGGAAUUUGAUGACCAAGACAAGGCAUUCUUCAAGAGAUUUGCAACAGGUGCUGUCCCCAUCGCGUGGCAGGAAGAAAUCCUCGAGUCGGGGCUGUUUGAGGAACUGAACGACCCCAACAGGCCGGCAGGCUCCGGGAAGGGGGAUGCCUCCAAGUCUGGUGUGUGCGCGUUGCUGUGACCCGCCCCCUCCGCCGGCGGCGUCCCCGCUGAUGUCCUCCCCGAGUGUUCCCGCACUGCUGAAGGGGACUCAGCGUGGGGACACACCAGCCUCGGAACAGCUCGAAGGGCGGGUGUGCAGCCUCCACACCAACAUGUUUUUAUUUAUUUUUCUUCUUUUUUUCCUCCAUAAAAAUUAGCAAAGUCUCAGUUUUCAGCAAGGGCUGGAAAAAGGGACAGUCGGGUUUAUUUUGAUGAACUGAAGAUGAGAACCCUCCGCCGCCCGUCUCUGAAUCACACACGGUCCUAGGGACAGACGGUGGGGCGCUGCGGUGAACCCGGGAAGGGAGCGCUUGCAAUGCCUAGUAAAUAGUCAUUUCAGGUCUUCCUUGUUUGUAUUCCUCUUCUCUUCAUCUUUCAGUAUUUCUUCUCCUUCUGUACUUACAAAAGAAUUUUGAAACUGAAAAUAAAUGUUCCUGAUGU